Molecule: messenger RNA, 2079 nt
Organism: Oreochromis niloticus (Nile tilapia)
Lineage: Eukaryota; Metazoa; Chordata; Actinopteri; Cichliformes; Cichlidae
Gene: lad1
Product: ladinin
Exons: 14
Coding region: 169-1527 (452 amino acids)
Molecular function (GO): structural molecule activity
Source: RefSeq, a predicted model, not a curated record
UCAGGUGGGGAGCUUACCUUUGUGGUCACGUGACGCGUCUGUGCGCCAGGGUAAAGGUGGACUGCUUUGUGCUGCGGUGACUGUAAUUUGACUGCCGCCCUCAGAGUGCCAGUCGACUUUCUCGGACUGUGAUCGUAGCUGACCUGGAAACUAUUUUAUUUUUUCAAUAUGUCUUUGAGUCGGAGAAACUGGUCGGCUUUGUCCAGCCUUGCACGACAGUGGACAAUGGAGGACGAGGAGGAGGUGGAGAGGGAGAAGAGGAGGAGGGUGAAGAGCUCAAGCACCAAUGCUGACCAAGAUGAUGACUCCAGCCCCACUCCCACUCCUAAAAACACAUCUGCCAGCGACAGCGCCUUUGGGACAGACUCCUCAAGUGAAAUGUCCCAAGGCUCCAACAGCAUGGAGCAGGUACAGCUUGACUUUGUGGAGAUGCUGCGAGUGCGUGAUGAAAGGCGAAGGAUGCGGCACGUGGAAACGUUGAGACAACAGAAGGAGGAAGGGGAGGAUGAAGCUGAGGUCAGCAAAGAAGGAGGUGCCAGGGUAGAGCUGCUGGGAGACAUGGAUAAAGAAAAGGAAAGUGUUGACAAACCACAGCCACCAGUAAAAACAUCUUCUCACAGUCCCACCAGCACCACCAGCAGCAAAAGUAGAACCAGCAUCUCAAGCAAAAAACAUGAAAAUGAAGAGUCAUCGGGCAAAGACCCUGAUCCAAAACCCUCCUCCAGCCCAGCUCGCAAGUUUGUCAGUUCUGUCUCCAUCUCACUUGACAAGAGUCCAUCUGUCAGUGGGCGCACAACUCCCAUGAGCCCCGGUUCUCCAUCAGCCCCCUGGUCACCUCGCGAACACUGCACUUCACCCUGCCAGAGUCCCUCUCCUCUGGGAUCUCAAAGCCCUGUUCAAAAUGGGCACACGGAGGAGACCGGCGCGAAUAGCUCCACCAGUGGAAACUUUGAACAGGGAAACAAACCUGCCUUCAUCAGACAGAGCUCCAGGACUGUAUCUUUCAGGAUGAUGAGAAAGAAAGAAGAGGAUGCUUCGCCGCUCCAGAGGAGCUCAAGUGUGAGGAUGGCCUCCAAGAAGUUUGAAUCCAACACACCGGACCAAAAUGAGGAUGAAAACAAAGCAUCGUCUUUCCAGAGAAACUCUAGGCAGAGGAUUUCAUCUAGAUCCAUCCAGGAAAAGAUGGAGAGACUGGCUCAGGCAGCGCAGAAGUCUGAGCUGACGCGAUUCCCAGAUGUCACCCAGAGGACUCUGGUUCUGUUGGAAGAAGUGUCCAGGAAGAGAGAGCUCUUUGAGAAGGAGCAGCAGGUGCAGAGCCCCACCAGUCCCGGAGUUUCCAGACAGGAAAUUAGAGGCUUGACAUCAGGAAUGUCCGAGCGGAUCAACCGCUGGCUCAACAAGAGCAACAAAGCUGGGUCUGCGCACAGUCCUGCUGAUUUGAGACAUGUGGACAUUUCUAGUAAGAGGAGCCUGUUUGAGAAUAGAGGUGAAGACAGUGUCUCAAAAACCAGCCCUGGAAAAAUCUGAAGUGAAGGAAGUUUAUUUAUAAUGUCUGACAGGAUUGCAGGAUUUUAAGAUGGCGAAGGGAGAGGCAGAGAUUUGGAAGAUUAACGGAUUUGAUGACUGAGUGAUUUUUUUUUUUUUCCCUUUACCGUCAAAGCACAAAUGUAAAACAUGCAGGAGGAAGAGAGAGAAAUGGCCUGUUGGGUUGUAGCUUUAGAGAACUGAAAAGGAGGAAACUGCUUUUAAAGUUAAAAAGCUUCUAUCAUACACUUUUGCUUUGCUUCUUUAAAAAUAAGUAUACCUACUUUUAACAUUAAAAUACCCCCAAAAAGACGCGUCAGUGAUGUUUUAUUUGUUCGCCUUAACGUUGUGUAAUUUUUUUUAAGCACUUUAAACAGGUGAAGGCUUUAAGGAUUAUAUCUUUUACUGAAUUACACUGCUGGGAUUGCUGGAGUUGUAAUAUGUGUGUCUUGUUUAAUUUGCCAAUGUAAUUUUUUUUUUUUUUUUUUUUUUUGGUUUUAUCCGGACUUGUGGACGAGAUUCUGCCUUUCUAAGUAAUAAAAUGUUUUACUACUA